Molecule: messenger RNA, 2234 nt
Organism: Sphaeroforma arctica JP610
Lineage: Eukaryota; Ichthyosporea; Ichthyophonida
Exons: 4
Coding region: 43-519 (158 amino acids)
Molecular function (GO): protein binding
Source: RefSeq, a predicted model, not a curated record
UAGGACAGCACCAGCCCUGAUGUUCUGUUUGACGUAGGCAAGAUGUGCAGCUACCACGCACAGACCUUCUUGGCUGUGGAGUGUCUGCGUAAGUGUCUGUACUACGAUGCAGAACAUGUGGACGCCAUGCUGCAACUCGCCAGGAUUAUGCGCAGAUCAGGAUACAUUUCGGACUGCUUGACCAUUUUGAAUGAAGCCGUGCGCGUGGGCAAGACCUUCGAUGUGCGAGUUCAGAUUCUGUUGGCCGAAACUCUCAUCGAGCUGGAUAAACGAGAAGAGGCCCUGGACGUUCUCAAUAGAAUACAGGACAAUACACAGGAGAUACAGGAGAUUGACGAGGAGUAUCUCAUUGUAUUGACUACCAAUGCGCUGGUGCUGUCGGUGUGUCUGUUCAUCUCCAGUUCGGCCAUUGCGUUUGUUUAUCUGCGCUUCAACGGACGAGUGAAGGAGAACGAGCGCACGGCAAAGGCCCUUAAAAAGGCCAUCAAACGACAGCAGAGCAACUCCUCGCUACAAUAAAGCUACCCUGGAGAGACGAGCAUGCAACAGCUAAGCUUCACUUCACUACAGCAAUGCGCUGUAUCACUAUGGCAACGGUGCGUGAAAAGGCCACCAAUUGCCAGCAUUGCAACUGCUACUUCACCGGCAUGCGGUAUCUCUGUGGGCAAAUGUCUCUAAUAUGACAGCAGAUGAAUCAAACGGCAGUCGGACAAUGGCGUACGGCAACUCGUGUGACACGUGCCGUACGUCACCCCGAUGGCGUUAUACACCUCCGUGCCCGUAUGCAGACGCUUGCGGUGUGUGCAAGGCGUGGCAACUCUUGCUAGCGGGUAGCGUGUGGAGUUGUUUGGUAUGAGAUGGGCUUCUGAACACCUCAGACCCUUUGUCCCACAUGCCAUGGGUACAGCGAUGUCCUAUGGUGUGGUAUGAGAGGCUGCCCCCCAUGAGGUUAUCAGGGUUUAGGGUUUAUGCAACCGCAUGAGGUUUAUUAGGGUUUAGGGUUCUUCCCCCCAUGAGGAGUUAUCCCUCCUGUUGUGAGGGACAAUGCAGACAGUUAAAGGUAGAGUGACCGAGUCUUAAAUCUUCUAACCUUGAAACCCCGAAACCCUAAAAACCACACAUCAGUGGGCGUGGUCUAGUGAACGCUGUUGUCUUUGACGGCCACGUGCCUUAUGUCCGCGGUAGGUCAUCUCCGCAGGUAAAAGAGUACACAUCACCUCACACGCACACGUGUGCUUGAAAGGGGAAGGGUGGAGUGCAGAGGUUUUCAGGUCAAUUCACUUGCUACCUUUAUGUUCCUCUCACAUCGCCAUCAGACACGCCUUAGGAUCGUAGCUCAUCAUAUCACAUGUGCACAUAAGUGCAUCUUAACGUAUCAUAUGAUGUCAUAGGUGCACAUGGGUACAAAGACUACUCUGCGCGUCUCUCCUUUGCUCAAUGCGCCGUGCACGUUGUUGAGUGCGAAAGUGACGAUGGCAAUGCACGUGCUCAAACGCACUGGGCGUCAGCUGGUUGCGGGUCACCCCUACACAUCAUCUUCAGCUGGCGGCGAUGUUCGGUACCGCUAUUCAGUGUGUUGGUGUGAGAGCUGCUUGGGCGAGAAUUAUUAGGGCUGUAUACGCCAAAACAACUAAUGCUCUGGCAUUUUAUGCUAGUGACUCCAUUGCGUCUUCUACACCCCGAGAUAGUGAAUUAGGGCCUUCGAGGACAUUUGGUACCUACACCCCGAGAUACUGAAUUAGGGCUUUCGAGGACAUUUGGUAGUGACUCCGUUGCGUCUCCUAUUCCCGAGAUAAUGAAUGAGGGCUUUCGAGGACAUUUGGUGUACACAUUCCAGUGAUAGUCGCACAGCGUUCCUUGGAUGUGGUGCUUCUUGUACGAGAAUGCCGGGGUGUAGGGUUUUGGGCUACUACUAAUGCCAGUCUAUCUUUGAAGAGGCGAUUCCCCAUCAGAGACGGCCGAGUACCAUUGCAUACGUAUCGCAACAGACAGUCACGGUGAAGUGCGGUACUAAAAAUGUGCGCAACGCUACAACGCACAGGACAUGCAUGUGAGUGAAUGGGAUGUGCGCAAAACACAUAAAUCCUAAAACAGUAUAAACUUAGGGAGUAGACUACUGCAUCAUGGGCAACCCAUGUACAUCCUCGACCUCUGAGUCAUAAAGACUGAUCUGAAAUGCAGAGACAAUUGUUCGUGUGAUGUUUAUUUCUGAAUGCGAACCAGUUGAUAUAUGC